Molecule: messenger RNA, 11580 nt
Organism: Lymnaea stagnalis (great pond snail)
Lineage: Eukaryota; Metazoa; Mollusca; Gastropoda; Lymnaeidae
Source: the annotation of a GenBank genome assembly
ACUUCUGAUCGGAUUUCUCGGUAGUUCAUGCCACCUAACAUCUCUGUAGUUCGUGCCAUCUACCUGUAUAUUUGAUUCGUGAAAGUCGUAUUUCAAUAUUUAGACAUGCAGCGAGAGUAAAUCUGCAUCAGCCUUCUUUACAUACCCUUUGCUAUAUCAACAUCAUAAAGUUCAAUGUAUGAACUUUAUUGCAUGCUUUAAAUUAGUUUCUUGUAAAGGCAAGUGAACGAUAGUGGUUUUACUCAUCUGUGAAUAUAGAGAGCUAAGAACCAUGUCUAUUGUAGCUCUUAUAUUAUGCUCUGCUUCGGUAAGUGUAUAUUUAAAAAAAAAUAUGUUUGAAAAUCUAACUCAGACUCGAAUUCCAUACAUUGUCGAUUUGGCGUUGAAUGUAAUGGAAAAUAAUGCAAGUAAAUUAAGAAAACCUAUUGAUGGCAUAAAAAGUAUUGAAAUCUUUCAAUGUAUGUUUUCUUUAUCUUAUAUAAUGGAGUUCCUUAAAUACAUCUGUUACACAUAGACCAGAGGUCCUAUUUUGACUGAGUUACACACUGUCAAGCGGCCCUGUCAGGCAUGUGUUACACAUUUACAUAGUUCUUGUGGGCCCUAUGAUAUAUACACAAAGACAAGAGGACCUAAUUUGCAUGUCUUACAUGUUGACAAGAGGCCCUGUCAGGCAUGUGUUACACACUGUUAAGAGGCCCUGUCAGGCAUUUAUUAGACACUGUUACGAGGCCCUGUUAGGCAUGUGUUACCCACUGUUAAGAGGCCCUGUCAGGUAUUUAUUAGACACUGUUAAGAGGCCCUGUCAGGCAUUUAUUAGACACUGUUACGAGGCCCUGUCAGGCAUGUGUUACACACUGUUAAGAGGCCCUGUCAGUUAUUUAUUAGACACUGUUACGAGGCCCUGUUAGGCAUGUGUUACACACUGUUAAGAGGCCCUGUCAGGCAUGUGUUACACAUUGACACGAGGCCCUGUCGGGCAUGUGUUACACAUUGACACGAGGCCCUGUCAGGAAUGUGUUACACAUUGGCACGAGGCCCUGUCGUGCAUGUUUUACACACUGUUAAGAGGCCCUGUCAGCCAUGUGUUAGACAUAGACACAUAAACAAGAUUUCCUGCAUUGCACAUGCUAUUCAUUUACAUUUGCUUGUUACACACUUUGUCUUUAAAAAUUGACACAUCGUUUAACUCAGAUGGUACAAUAACCCAAUCUUAAUGAAACAAUCAUACAAGGGACUAUACGCUAUUAAAAUAAUAUCGACUAUACACAUGUAUUUAAGACUGGCAAUGAUGAAUAUAUUACAAAAUAUCAGCGUUUUGAAUUUGGAAUACACAUAACUCAUAAAGCUAUUUAUACAAAAACACUCACACACCACAUACACACUUAUUUAUUUGUAAUGAUUUAUUUAAAAAAAGGGAUGUUAUUAUAGUCAUAUUAUAAGGAUAUUAUAAGCAUUUUAAUAUGACCUCAUCUUAAAAUAACUUUAAAAUGAAAAUUAAUUAGGCUUUGAUUGUUAUUAAAUUACGAUGUGACAUAAAAGAAAAAAAAGCAAAAAAAUGUAAUGUGAUAUGAUGAGAACCACUAAACACCUAGUUUUCCCCACUUAUUUCAAGGUAGCCCUUGUCGCCCACGCCACUGUAUGUGGCGUCCCACCUGUCUCAGAUCUUUUACCACACGACAGCAUCUGCAACCGCAGCAGCCAAUGCCAGACAAAGUCUUGUAAAAAUAACACGUGUGUCUGUCCUCUGGACUAUUACUUCCACAACUGUUCAUCACGGUGCAUUCCAAGUAAAACGAUUUUUCAAAAUUUAAUUUGUUUGAAGAUGUAGAUAUAGUUUUUAAUAAAAGUUAAAUGUAUACUUAAGAUUAUUUAUUGAAAAUAUCAUUAAAAAUAAUGUUUUUGAACACAAACAAAAAAAUUAUUGUAUUAGACACAUUAAAAGAUCAUAAAAUAUCUAAACAUUUAAGAGCCAUAACAUUUGUCGUCAGAAACUUCUAUUGUUUAAAAUGCGUAGAAGAUUUGGAGUAGAAAUCCCAAAUCCGAUACAUACUUUCUUAAAAAAAUUUUCUUUCUGAAAAGAAGCAAAACGCCAACACACAAAAUACAAGACACACGUCAUAUAAUGUUCUCUGUGGCAUUUCUCCGAAAUACGUGAUAGUAUUUCCAGAAGUAUUCGAAAUUUUAAACCUUGUCAUUUUAAAGGCGCCUUUUAGAACACAAACCCUCCUAAAAGGCAUUUUUACCCAUACUUUCAAACGCUUAUUUUCGAGCAGAAAUAUUUCAUCUCAAUAUUGAGUCCUUACAGAUUUUUUUACUAAAUUCCCAUCUGACAAUUGAAAAAAUGGUUAUAUAUAUUAAGAUAAAUCAAUGAAUACCAAAGUUGUUUGUUUAUUUAGGCUGCAACAAAACCUUAACAACAUCAUCUACAUUCAUUGCGAGUCCAAGUUAUCCUAACAACUACUCCAACAAUGUUUACUGCUUUUGGACCAUUGUCGGACUGUCAGGUGAUGUGUUGUCUUUCAGGUUUGAACAUUAGUGCAGAGCUGGUGUUAAGUUCUUAAUUAAAGUGCCUUUAAAAAGCAUUCGGUCUCUGUUAUUCUUAAUAUUUAACAUACGUUAAACUAGUAAUAUAUAUAUAUUUUUUGUAUACAAGUCAAAAUAGAAUUUUAGAAAUAUGUUAAAACUACACAAUUCUUUUUAAAAGUAUCAUUAAAAUUAAUGGUUUUGAAAAAAUUUUUUUUUAACUUUUUUAUUUUUGAAAAUACAUUUUUGAAUGAUUUAAAAAACCUCUAACUUCAUACGCAAACACAUGUAUUUGAUAACAAGAAGAACGCUAACCAAUUUUCAGCAUCCUCGAUUACGCUCUGGGUGGCUGCUGCGACAACAUCUCAGUGUACGACGGAAUCAACAAGAAGGCAGCGUUUCUCGGGAACAUCUCACAGGUCAACCAAACCAUCGUUGCGACAUCUUCAUUGAUGUACAUCGUCUUCACCACGGAUGGAUCCGGCGUGGAUACCGGAUUUUAUGGAUCUGUUCGGAGUCAUGGUAAUGCUUUAGUGUUUUCUUUAAAUUAAAUUUUAGCGCUUCUUUAUAUUAUAUCACAAAAUGUAUAAGUAUAAGCUUGGCAUUUAAAAACAGCUACAAAGAAGUCGAAUAUUGGAUUUCUCAACAGUAAACUAGUAGUUACUGAACCCAUCGUUUGAGUUCUACCUUUGAUAUUCGUACCAGUAGAUUCCUACUGACAUUUCAGGGCUUUUGUUUAAUACAGGAUUUCUUUAAAAAUGUGAAUGUGAAACUGUCAACGAUUACAUUAAAAUACGCUUUGAUUUGCUAUAUCGCCUUUAAACUGACUAUAAGCUACACAAAAUGCUCUAACCUAGUCAUUUGCACGUUUCUUUCAUUUGAAGAAUGCACAUCAGUCAUCACGGAACCAACCGGUCUUAUAUCCAGUCCGGUUUAUCCAAACGGUGAUUUUCGAAAUGGCAAUUGCAGGUGGUCAAUUCAAGGAGCUUCAAGAGAUGAGUACAUCGUCAUUAGGUAACAUUUGUUUAAUGAAAGUGUUACAUCUCGGUUGGUAAAAUGUAUUGGUUAUCUUUUUUUUUUCUGUCACAUCUGUCUCUAACGAUGAUAGUAAUUUGGGCUCUUUAUCUUGUCGUUGAAUGCAUGGCAGACAUCUCAUUAAGAUGUUGUAGAUUUUCAGGUUGCGUCUUGUAUAAGUCUCAUUGCCGUGCAGUAAAAGUUUAAUACAAUAGCCUGGUGGAUUCGCAUUUUGAAAAUCUCUUUGUGCUAUCCCAGAACCUCUUGUUCAUUCCGGCCAUAGACACUUUUGGUUUAGUUGUUACCUCCCAGCAAUGAAAGCAGAGGAGGAGAGGACUGUGGGUCACAGGUAAAUAAAUGCACUAAUGUUCUUGAAGGGCGGGACGUCUGCAUCUCCUAGAGUCCUGACUUUGAUGGUUUGUUUAAACCUAUUCCAUUCGAUAAAAAAAAAAUGAAACAAUCAUCUUUGGUGACUUUUUGAGGCUACAUAGUCGGCGCAUGUGGGUGAGAAAUUUUGAUUCAUAAUCAUGACAAGGAGGCAAACUGUGUUGAAAAAUAUGUUGAACAUAUUUCCAUCAGUCCUUGAAUGGCAAGAACGUACUUUCCACAUCUAAAAAUUACUUGAUGUACAUGCAAACUAUAUGUUUAACGUAAAUAAUGUCCACGGUAUCAUUCAUGUAUUUCAACUAUCUUUAUUUAAUGUUUUCUACAGUUUCCAUGACUUCGAUAUAGGGCCGUGUGCAAACGGUAACGUCACACUCAGUGAGGGCAACAAACAAGUGGCCUAUUUCUGUGGCACCGUCUUCCCAACCAGCGUCAGGUCCACCAGUUACUACAUCUCACUUGAAUAUAAAACAGGCAAUCAGUCCCAGUUGGCGCACAGGGGGUUCAAUGCAACCUAUCGUAUUUACAGUAAGCCGAAUCAUGUCGUCAAUAUUCAAUUUCAAAUUUUAAUUUUCAACACAUACUGAUCCAUUAAAUGAUUCACAAUUAUACUAUCUAAAUUAAUUAUUAAAAAAGUUAUGACCUUUUUUAAGACCAUAAAAAUAAACCAUUCCGUAAUUGUGAUCAUUAAUAUCAAUUUAAUAUCGUCUACUCAUUUCUAAACUACUUAUAAUUGAUGAAACACUUGAUGUUUUUUUUAACAAUAAACAUUUGACAUGAAUCAAUGGCUUCUUCGUAGAUCCUAGUAAAGGAGUCACUGAAGAAUCAAUAGGUAAGUCAGUUAGUCUAGAAAUCUAAUAAUAUAAUGUCUCUUUAUAUAGUAUUGUACAAAAGUCACGAUUAAUUGGGAUAGACAUUUUUUUUACUUGCAAGAAUUUAUCACACCAAAAAAUGAAAAGAAAAUAUAUAAUUUUAAACAAAACAAAAAAAAUGAAUUUUAAAUAGUUGGCUUAGGCUUAUUACUUACUGAAAUGUGUUGAAAGUAAACUUUAUUGUAAUCGUAUAUUUGACUUUGAUAAUUAAAAGGACCAGAUACUUCAUAUUUUACGGCCCCUAGUAGAAGCUCCACUGAAACGUCCACCAAUAAAGCAGGUAAAUCACGUCUUAUAAAACAUUGGUUAAAUGCUGAUGGCUAUUAAAAAGAAAAUUCGAAACAAAUAAUGUAUUUUGUAAAACCUCCCAAAAAAUGCGAAGUGGAUAAAAAACAUAAUAUCACCUAAAUAUGUUUAUCAAAUCAUUUAAGAGAAGAACGAAUAAGUGGUGGGUGUGCAUUAACAUUGCCCGUCAGCUAAAUAAAUUAAUCACAUCGUAUACAUCUCAUUAACAGCCCCGAGUAAUGGAUCUCCUGAAUCUCCCACAAUCCAAUCCAUUAAGUAGUUUGUGAAUCAACGACUCACUUUAUUAGUUAUCAUAGAAAAAUUGAUUAGAAGAAAAAAAGCCCACCAAUGACUGAUUGAAGGGAAGGUUAAAGUUUGACAAUUUAGGGAAAUUCCAGCAAGCCUACUUGUUUAAAACCUUUAUAAUCUUAUACAAACAAAUACUAAGACCAAUCUGCUGUGAAUGUGAGAUAUUUGAACAUUUGUAUUAUAUAAGGCCACGCCUUCUUAGCCUGUAUAAUUUUAAGUUUAGGCGCGUGUGAAGUCUCCAAUGGUAUAUUAGCUCACACGCACUGUGCCCCAACUUAAAUGUUUACAAGAGCUCUAAUUAAUCUGACUUUUUGGGGGAGAAAAUACAUUUUAAUUGGCUAUUUAGCCAUUUGUUUUGGACAAGGUCCUAACUUCAGGUGUAAACUGAUGCGCUUGUUCCGAAUACAAACCCUAGCAAAACCAUUUUUGUUUUAACAUGGGAAAAUAUCAAAUAUAAUUAAACUGUAUGAUACAAACUUUCCAAUUCAUAAUAAUGAUAACGAUUUACUCAUAUGCAUGUUUAUCGCCAUACUUCAUCAUUAUUUAGAGUGGUGACAUUGUCGUGGAGGGGACGGCAGAAACUUUGAUCCACAGCAUGCAGCUCCUACCUUCGCUACGCUAUUAAUACUAUGUAUAGCAUUAGCUAACAGUAUUGGCAACACAUUAGUAUAGCCACUAUAUAACCUUUUUAAGAGCUUUAACAUACUUAACAUUUGAUUUUUCCAUGAAAACUAAAUCAAGAGAAUAGAGAACAGAUUGAUGUAAUUUUUUUAUCAAAAACCGUUAGACCGUUGUCCAUAUGUAUUCGUCAUCAUUUAACGAAUACAUCAAUUUUUUUCACAGGUACAGGUAAAGUUACCAUUGAAAUGUCCACAUGUGAGUUUAAGAUGUACACAAUACAUUAAAUAAAUAUACUACUUGAAUUAGUUAAUAAUUUAAUAGAUUAAUAAUUUUGGACUUUCAUCUUCGUGAGGCGAUGCUGUAGCUCCUGUUUUAUUUGCACAUCAACAAUGACAUUUGAAUGCAUCUAGAAAAGACAACAUUUGCUGUACAUCGACAAAUGACAUUUGAAUGGGUCCAGAAAAGACGGCAUUUGCUGUACAUCGACAAAUGACAUUUGAAUGGGUCCAGAAAAGACAGCAUUUGCUGCCCAUCAAAAAAGUGACAUUUGGAUGGUUCCAGAAAAGACAGCAUUGGCUGCAUAUCAACGAAUUACUUUUGGAUGGGUCCAGAAAAGACAGCAUUAUCUGUCAGAUGGACCCUGUAAUUAUCGUUGACUGCAUAUCAGCGAAUGACUUUCGAAUGGUUCCUGUAAACAGCGUGGGCUGCAAAUCAAGUAAUGACUUUUGGAUGGGUCCAGAAAAGACAUCAUUGGCUGCACAUCUACGAAUGACUCUUGGAUAUAUCCUUCAAACAGCAUUGGAUGCACAUCAGCGAAUGACCUUUGGAUGGAUCCUGUAAACAACAUCGGAUGCUCAUCAGCGUAUGACUUUUGGAUAGAUCCUGUAAACAGCAUUGGCUGCACAUCAGCUAAUGAAUUUUUAGGGCUGAUCCUACAAAGUCAGCCUUGACUACACAUUCCAAAUGUAAUUUUUGACUAGUGGUGUGGAUUCCUACCCAUAUUACAAGUUAAACAUAACAAACCGGUUGAUUAUACAUGCUGUUUUCAAAAAUAAGAUUUAACUAAAGUGCUUACAAAGUACCCAUCUCCUUUACAGCUCCAAGUGCUGGAACUAAUGAAGUUUUAGGAAACAAGUCUGGUAAUGUAGUUAUGAUUAUUAAAAUAUCUUCCCUUUUAAAUAUAAUAUUCUUAUAAUGUUGUAAAAUUUGUGUUUCAUUAAAAUUAGAUUCAUUAUUUUAAAAAAAAAAUUAAAUAUCAGAUUUUAAAUUAAAUGUAUAAGAUUAUUAUAAAACUAGGACAUUCUUGGCUUUAUUUUUAUCUAAAAUGGUGUAAUUAACGCUAAUUAAUACUUAUUCACAGCCACAACGAGUGGGACAGUGGGACGUUCAACAAGCAAAGCUAGUAAGAUAGUAGUCAAUCAAAAAUCAAAAUAUAAUAUACUUUAAAAAAAAAUAAUUUAAAAAAAAACACGCUGAUUAAAAUUUAAAAUCAAAAUAUCAAUAAAAAUAUCAAUACAGAUAUCAAUAAAGAUAUCAAUAAAGAUAUCAAUAAAGAUAUCAAUAAAGAUAUCAAUAAAGAUAUCAAGUAAAUGUUUAGAACUCUUCUUUCUAUGGAGACAUUGAAAGCUAUUUGUGAAUUGCACGUUUACACGUAACCAUUUGGCUUGCAAUGGGUGUUUUGAAAGGUCUGGUGGCAGGUAAAAAAAAGCGAGGAUUGUGUGGGAUAAAUAUAAUUAAUAAAAUUGUGCUAUUUAUCAAUAAGAGAGAGAGGUGGGGACAAUUGUGGUGAUUAAUUAUUAAUAAGAAUAAUUAAAUAUCUUUUUAACGCUUUACUUAACAAAUUAACGAUGCAUGAAAGUAUUCAACGCUGUACAUAGCCCAAAGAUCUGUGCAAAGCCCCUAGACAAUUAGGUCUGGCCCCACUACAUACAAUGUACUAUCCUAUCUGAACUAUCAAGCCACACAAAUUGUAUGACUUCAACGAUGAGACUUUUCGUUUGAUUAUAGAUGUCAUAUAGAGAUGAUAAGUUUUGAUUUUUUUAAUAUUGUUUACAAAAAGCCAGAAGUAGCAUGACUCGAAAAAUGAACGAGCUAUCUUUGCAUCUCCAUCAAUAUGUAGGCAUCCCAAAACAAAGCAAGUCGAUGUAGAAGGCUUUCAGUUUACCAAAAUUCCACAGCUUGACAGCAGUCUCCACUCCCGUACCCAUUAAAACAUUACCCGCCCUCUAAAUGAGAUUUUUAUUAUUGAACAAAUGGAUUAAAACUGUUCUUCUACAGCCAAGGUUACCAGUACACAAUCGCUGAAAUGCACGCCGAGUGAAUAUGACAUGUACAGAUGUAUUUGGAAAGAUGACACUCAAUAUAACGCAGGAUGUCAUCACUCAUGUGAGUUGUCAAUUUAUCUUUUUCAUCUAUCCUUUGUCGCAGUCGUCAAAUACCAUCAGUGCGUCUGUACAUCUUCUUUUCUCUUUCGCUACAAGCGGCUUAAAGUUACCAAUCCCAGGGGACAGGACUCAGCUGCAAAUAUCUGUACGUGUCAUUUAAACAGAUUGUUCUUAAUUGUCCUUAUGUCAAAAAAAAAAUGGUUUCUUUUUGUCAAAAACGAUUGCGUCUCGCAAGUGAAAUUGUUAUUCAAAGUCGGCAAGUGUUGCUGGAGUUAAUAAACCAUUUAUGGCUGGGGAAAAAAUGUUUCUAGCGCUAGUAAAUUAUUUUUAUGGCUGCAAUAAUAGUUCACGUAUGGUAGUAAACAGUGGUGACGCCAUCAAAUUUAACAUGGCGGGUCCCUUGCAGGACUUAAAAUAAUUUGGCGGGUCUCAAAUAAAUGUAUUAAAAAUAACAAUUUAAACAUAUAAAGUCAUUUAAAAUGGAAGUUCUCUUACAUAUAAUGUAGUUUACGCUUAAUGAGCAUAUAUACAAUAUUAGUAACUAAUAAAAAUUUACCAGGUCAUUUGCCAGGUCCCAAGUUUUUUUACCAGGUCCUGAGACCCGGCGGGACCUGGUGUAGCGUCGCCACUGGUAGUAAACUCUUAUGGCUGGGAAUAAUAGUUGCUCGCGGUAGUAGAACAUUUAUGGCUGGGAAUAAGAGUUGCUAGCGGUAGUGAACCAUUUAUGGCUGGGAAAAAUAGUUGCUAGCGGCUAUGGUUCUUUUAUGGCUUUUUAUAGGGUUGAGCUUUAUUCUCAGCCGGCUGUGUAGACCGCAUCCCGUUCGCAAAUGCUCGCUGUUUGACCAUAUACACUUUCUUCAGCCCAUCGUCUCACUGAAGCGUGUGUUAAUGCAAGCAGCAUCCAUCUUGUCUUUCUUACAUUCUGUCUUGUUUCGCAGGCGAUAUUUUUCAGAACCUUCAUGGUCCUUAAAAUGCCAUCUGCAUCCAUUUUAAUGACAUGACCAGGCCAGCGAUGACGCCUCUCUCUGAUUGUAACGAUCAGGCUGGCGCGUUGACUUUAAACAAUACCUCAGAUGUUCGGUGUCCUUAAUCUCCAUAUCACAUUGUUGCAACCAUCUUAAAAACGAGUUACGUUCGGGAAUGUCUUAGCAUCCUUCUAACUCUAUCAAUUAAUCAUAAUGAUCGACAUUAAUUUUCUGAGUGCCAAAAAAAAAAAAUUAAUGAAAACGUUAUAUUUACUAAGGAAUAAAAAUGCAAUACUCAUUCUUGUUUUGUUUUAAUUCUAACAUCUGAAUGAUUUACUCUGAUUUUUUAUGUUGCUAAAACAAAUAUUUUGAUAUAUUUUCAGGUUUUGUGACAAUACUCAUUGCCCUUUGCUGCCUUGUAUUAAGUACAAAUAACAGUUUUAAUUGAGUUGGGUGACGUCAUGCAUCUUCAGAUUGCCACGCCAUACUCAUGGUUUUUGUUUUGGACAAAGCGACUGUAAAGCUGUAACUAUUUGUCAAUCAGAGUUCCCAAACACGUUUCAGUUCUUUUUUUUUUUUUUAUUAAGGCAGGAUGACUAAUUUUGUCUUUUUAGUACAUAAGGCUGAAAUAUUGGAUGUGUUAUAAAUAGGUGCACACUUUAUGAUAAAAUGAAACAAGAAAAAAACUUAAAGACACCAUACGGACAGGAAUCCAUCGACAAGUUGACGUUAGUUUUCUUUUUAUUAUGUAAAUACCAAAUUUGUGAUUAUAAUUUAUGAGUCAUGUUUGGUAUGAUCAUAUCAACAUAAGAGUAUUUGAAACAUAAUCGAAUGGUUAUCCAGAUAACAAAUGGAGUAAGUUAUGAACUAUACUUUAGAAUAACCAAAACCCUCAUUAUGCGGUGAUGGUGUAACAAGGUAAAAAUGUUAUCCCUACUUUCCAUGCACAUCAAAAGUUCAUGUAUUAAAAAAAAUAUGUGCAGCUUAAAAGGUGAACAAAUUAAGCUUCAUGUAACGCCACAAAGAAAAAAGAAAAAAACUAACACAAUGAACCAAGACAAAUAACGUUUCAACUUAAAAUCGUGUGUAGAGUUUAUCGUUUUGACAUUAUCUGUUAGUAAAGCUUAAUUUAAACUUUUGCUAUUUAAGUACAUUAAACAAAUAAUUCAAAAUUAUAUUAAAAUUCAUAAAGAUCAAUGCAAUGAAGCUACUUGCAGUUGCUGGGGGGGGAUGGAGAAGCAUGCUGGUAAAUUUGUACAUAAUGCGUAACAAAAUAAGUUUUAUAUAUUUUGUCCUAACUUUUUCAGAAAUGCCAUUAAAUAGGUUUGCUAUAUGACCUGGUUUUAAUCCUCAGCUUUUUAGAAAUUUAAUCGUCUACUAAUGUGAGAUUGUCCGACAGGCAUUCUUAAUAUCAGAAAUUGGUAUGCGUCAAAUUGCAUAGGUAAUAAAACUUAAUGCUAUAUGAUUAUUGAUUUAACAUAAGAACCUGUCUUUAUUUAUUACUUCUUUUAGUUUAUAACUUAUCAGGCGAAUCAAACGAAAACAAAGAGGGAAAAUGUGUAGGUUGGUUUUUGGUCGGUUGGACAACCUUGCUAUAAAAUGUUUAGUGUAUCUAUUAUUCUUACCAUUUACCUUUUGCUACUUAUUUGUGUGCUUCCUUCCCUUUUCUUCAUGCAUUCCCAGUUCAAAAAAGAAAGAAUUUGAAGUUGUAUACGUUAUUGAUUAACAAUUUUAAUACGCAUUAAUAAUAAUAAUAGCAUUUUGCAACAUGCUGAAAUUUAAAAUUAAACAGAAGAGGUACGUGUAUUCCUCAAAUACGUUCGACUGAUUUCCGGGGUUGGAAAAGUUUCCUGGCAGGUCUUUUGUUUAAUUAAAAUCCUAGGGUUCCAGUUUGAGAUACCCUAAUUCUACCUUUCCACAACUUUUUGCUGAGAGUUGUAACUCUUAUUAAUGUAUCGUUAAAACAGGGACCAAGCUGAUAGUAUUAAAGUCAGUGUAACCUAAAAUAUCGGCAUCUUUUAGUCAUUUAUUACUUACAUGACUCUAUUUAACAGCUAGACAAAUAAGGCAUUCUUGGUGAGAUACGUUGUUACGCACUGGCUUCUAAUAUGAGAAAUUUAUCUCCUAUUUUAAUUUUAAUUGGCUCGUUGUAAGCAGUACCUAACAAAGGACGGUACCAUAGAGUCAACACUAUUAAAUAUACGACACCCAAAACAGUUUCUA